Messenger RNA from Geodia barretti, 1140 nucleotides. The record is from the annotation of a GenBank genome assembly. NCBI's taxonomy places the organism in Eukaryota, Metazoa, Porifera, Demospongiae, Tetractinellida, Geodiidae.
AUGGCAACUGAGCAGAAGGUCCAGAUUCACAGAGGCCUUCGGGAUGUGCUUAUAGACCGAACCAGGUCCAGUUUCAUUGAUGGCGACGUCGGCAAGCUUCUGUACAGAGGCUACAACAUAGACGAUCUGGCCACUAAGUCAACCUUUGAAGAGACCAUCUAUCUACUGCUUUAUAGCGAACUUCCCAACCGCGAACAGUUGGACGCUUUUGAUGCGGAGCUCAGAGCCAACCGCGCACUGCCAGAAGAGGUGUUGAGUGUCAUCAGCAUCACUCAGAAGUCUCAUCCGAUGGAUGUGCUUCGCACCGCUGUUUCAGCACUAUCUGCAUUUGACCCGGAUACUGAAGACAACUCUGCAGAGGCAACGCUUCGCAAAGGCAUCAGACUCACGGCACAGGCGUCCACGAUAGUUGCAGCACACGCACGCAUACGCGAGGGCAAGCAGCCCAUCGCUCCCAAUAGCAGCUUGAGCCACGCCAGUAAUUUCCUGUACAUGCUUUUUGGUGAGGAGCCUGAUCCUCGGGAUGCCAAACUCAUGGACAAAGACUUCAUUCUGCACGCCGAGCAUGGCAUCAACGCGUCUUCCUUCGGCGCAAGAGUUACGGCAUCUACGCAGGCUGACUUGCAUUGCGCGGUUACCACAGGAGUCGGAGUUCUGAAGGGCCCUUCACACGGGGGUGCUGCCGAAGAAGUUAUGAAGAUGGCGCUGGAAAUUGGUGACGAAUCCAAUGCCGCAGCAUAUGUAGCCGACCUUCGCAGCAAGGGUGGUAGAGUAAUGGGCUUCGGACACCGAGUCUAUAAGGCGGUGGACCCACGAUCUAUACACCUGAUGGACGAUGCCCGCGAUUUGGGUGUUCGCAAGGGACAGCCAGGAUGGUAUUCCAUUCUGGAAGCAGUUGCUAAAGUAAUGGAGCCUUAUUCGAGGCGCGGCAUCUGCCAGAAUGUGGACUUCUUCUCCGGGGCAAUCUACUACUUGCUUGACAUUCCUGAGGACCUGUUUAUAUCCAUCUUUGCUAUGGGACGCAUCCCCGGCUGGACCGUGCAGGUCAUGGAGCAGUUCGAUAACAACAUUCUUCUGCGCCCCAGGCUGCUAUAUGUCGGGGAAAUGGAUGUGGAGUACGUUCCCAUUGAUCAAAGGUGA